UGAAGGAUUUAUAACGCUAAUUCUCAAAUUUGCAGCUAAAUUUUUGCGCUCUCGCUACGCACUCAGGUGGGCGGGCCGCGAGACAUCUCUCCAGUGAAGACAGUACAGUACAGUAGUUAAGAGACAACUAACUCAAUUGCUCCCCACAGUAACCGUGAUAUAUCUCCACUGUAACUCAGUAUGUACUCGCCGGCUCUCUUCCCAGCCAACUUGUAUACCCUAUGGAAUCAGGACCAGAACCGUAAAGCGGUGUCAGUGUCAUCUGGUAGUGACAAAUCAGUAUCAGCGUCCACUACCUCGAGCUCCAUCAUGGGCUCUAUCACUACCAACAGUAAUCGACCUCCGACAGCCGAACAGAUAUUGAUAGAAGAGAGGAAACAAUCUCGACUAUUGUUUGCUCCACCCUUACAGGCAUAUUCAGCAGAGGUUCCAGGAGCCAAUGCUGCUGAAUUGGAGUUCACUAUUCAAUCAACUAAUUUGUUACCAGGGUAUCGUAAUGUUCGAAAAUUUGUCACCACUACACCAUUAAUCCAGCUGAAAAUAGAUCAAUUGACAAGAAUCAGAAUGACCGGUUAUUUGUCGAUACGACCUAUUGGGAUCAAUAAGACGUUGGAGCAAAUCGAUUAUGAGAAUGCUAGGCUGUAUGCCUAUGAUGAAGACGGAGAAGGAGAUGAUCAUGAUCAUGGCCAUAACCAUUCAUAUGGUAAUGCAGCAGCAGAGAAUUCUCAUAAUCAUGUCGAUAUCCAAGAGCAGCUAGUGCAUGAUCAAGAGGAUUUGGAUGCUAAUAUAGUGGAUGGUGAUGCUGAUGCUGAUGAUGAUUAUGAGGUGGAAGAAGAAGAAGAAGAAGGAGAAGGACAAGGACAAGGAGACGCAGAAGAGCAAGUGGAUGAUACAAAUCGCAGAUACUUCCUGCAUCGUCUAGAACUGGUGCUGAUGCCACUUGAUGAUGAAGGGUUUAUGGCUGAUGAGGUGGAGUAUCAAGAUGAUCAUAGUUUAAGUGCCGAUUAUGUGAUUAAUUCUGCCGCUACUUUUGCUACCAGUAUGAAUAACACUGGUCGUAGCAUAAUUACCAAUACUACAACUAUUGCUAGUUCUAUUAGUCCUAUACAAUCACGAUUAAUUCGGGAUGAAAAUGAUGAAGAGUAUGAAACUUCCAUGGUGGUAGAAGGUAAUUAGGUACUAAAAUUUUUCUUGAUUAGUUAAUUA
Scheffersomyces amazonensis is the source of this 1206-nucleotide messenger RNA. RefSeq lists its product as uncharacterized. The coding region runs from base 181 to 1176 and encodes 331 amino acids. The transcript has a single exon. Gene Ontology annotation, biological process: anaphase-promoting complex-dependent catabolic process. Lineage: Eukaryota; Fungi; Ascomycota; Pichiomycetes; Serinales; Debaryomycetaceae. The record is from RefSeq and is a predicted model, not a curated record. Gene Ontology annotation, cellular component: anaphase-promoting complex.